AUGUCAUCGGAGCGAUUUGAAAGGAUUGAAGAUGACUAUAGAACUCUCUGCGACACAGUCAAGUACAAACUUGAAGCAAGAAUUCCGAAUUCAUCUGGUGAGGAAAGAAAAAAGCUGGUACGUGAAGUUCUUCGAGAGACAGAGGAUCUCCUUUUGAUGGUUACAGGACUUGAAAAUGAAGCAAGGCCAGCACCAGGAAGCUUUAGAACUCAACUUAUGGGCAAAGUGAGAUCAUAUAGGAGAGAGGUGGAAAGGCUUCAGAGAGAUGCACAACGGUUUAGUGGACAAGCAAGUGGCAGAGAUGAACUACUGUCAGGCGGGUUAUAUAGUGCCAAGUCAGAUUUUGAAGCCCACCAGGAUACGCAGAAGAACCGUGUGAUAGGGGGCGUAGAGAGCCUGAACCGAGCCAGUCAGAGCCUUGAUAGAACGCAGAGGAUAGCAGCAGAGACGGAUGAGAUAGGCGUUGGUAUAUUAGACGAACUCGACGGGCAGAAAGAACAACUCAUUAGAACGAGAGAACGGGUUGAAGAUAUAGAUGACGGUCUUAGCAAAAGUAGAAGAAUACUCAACAGUAUGGCAAGAAGAGUCAUCACAAACAAACUCAUCUUAUCAGGUAUCAUCUUAGUGGAGCUUGCAAUCCUAGGUGUCGUCAUUUGGUGGAAAUUCUUCUCAAAAUAACCUUGUCCUAGACCAAAAAACAUUUUAGGAAUGAAAUAGAUAUUGAUGAUUUUAUAUAUAUAUAUAUUGGUAUAUUAACUGGAACCAGUGAAGCAGUUGGCAAUGUGACAGAAUACGAGAAUGUGGAUGGAGACGAUAUUAGGAUACCAUCAUCAUCAGCAGCAGCAGCAUCAUCAGCUCUUGGCUUUGGAGUGUCAAAAUUAUUCUCAAAAUAACCUUUUCCAAGACAAAAAAAAAUGUAGGAAUUAAAUUUACUGGGGCUAGAGGAACCACUGGAAAGAUGACAGAAUAUGAACAGGCAGACAUCGUCAUCAUCAACUCUAAGAUGUUCUGGAGUGUGGAAAUUCUUAGAACUCAUCCAAUCCCAAAUUAGGAAUUUAAUAGGUACCAAUAUAUAUAUAUUUUUUUUUUUACUAAUAAAGGAGUUUAAUGUUACUAGAUACAAGAUAGAUGACAAAAUACUAAUAGUGAAGGAGUUGGAUGUAACUAUGAUGAUUGCAGAAUAAUUAUGAGCAUUUGGAAGAAAUCUCUGGAUUUGAAGUGUAGAAAUUCUUCUCAAAUAGUCUUAUCCCAGAAAAUGAAAAGAUAUUUAAGGAAUGGAAAAGAUUAAUUUAACUAGGACCAGUGAAGGCACUGCAUGUCAGAAUACGAGCAUGUAGAAGUAAGACAAUGAGGAUAUUAAGAAUGCCGCCAUCAUCUCCAUCAGCUUUUAGCUUUGGAGUUUCAAAGCUCUUCUCCAAAUAACCUAAUCCAAGACCAAAAGUAUUUUGAAAAUGGAAUAGAUAUCAAUAUAUGUUUACUGGGACUAGUGAAGGAGUUGAUGCUACUGGAAUGAUGACAGAAUAAUCAUGUUUGGCAGAAGGUAUAAAGAUGCAUCAUUAGCAUCAUCAUCAUUGUUACCAUCAUCAUCAUCAUCAUAAUUAUCACCAUCAUCACCACCAUCAUCAUCAUCAUCAUGCUCAAUACCAUUAUCGUCAUGAUCAUCAUCAUCACCACCAUUAUCAUCAUCAUGAUCUUCAUCACCACCAUCUUCAUCAUCAUCACCAUCAUCAACACCAUCAUCAUCAUCAUAAUUAUCACCAUCAUCACCACCAUCAUCUUCAUCAUCAUGAUCAUCAUCAUCACCACCAUUAUCACCAUUAAGAUCAUCAUCAUCACCACCAUUAUCAUCAUCAUGAUCAUCAUCACCACCGUCUUCAUCAUCAUCACCAUCAUCCUCACCAACAUCAUCACCGUCAUCAUCAACAUCAGCUCUUGUAUUCUCUGGAGCGUGGUAUUCUGCUGAUCCUGUCAUCAUUCCUCAGGUUCUUGACCAUCUUUCAUAAAUCAUGUUAUAAGAUGACAAACUGGAUUCUAAAGAUAUGAUUGGUUGCAUAUGACCGGUCAUUUAUUCGGCCUAAUGCGUAGAUUUACUAAUAAACAGUGAUGAGCGGUCAUUGGUAAAGUGCAACGACCGGAUAUGAUUGUGAGACAAGAUUAUCAAAUAAUAAGGAUCCACAUCAUUAUCUCGUAAAAACAUAAUACACAUCAUUUUGCUCAUGCAGCUCAGGGAUUUGAUAAUUUCCCACACCUUGUUACCAUACAAAUAGUCCAAAUGCCCCCGAUGAUGUGUUUUAUAUGUAUGUUAUUGAUUGCAAGUUAUAGCUACUGAAUUUGAUUGGCCACAAGCACAUUUCUAACACUUGUCAUUGAUAUUAGGGUUGUAUGAAAGGAGACCUGGAUCCCUCAUUCAUACACUGUGACCAAAAUCAUGUAAAUUAUUGAUUGUACAAUUAAAGGGUGAAUGUAAUA
This is a messenger RNA of Lytechinus pictus (painted urchin), 2469 nucleotides long. RefSeq names its product vesicle transport through interaction with t-SNAREs homolog 1B-like. The coding region runs from base 1 to 678 and encodes 225 amino acids. Gene Ontology annotation, molecular function: SNAP receptor activity; SNARE binding. The transcript has 7 exons. The record is from RefSeq and is a predicted model, not a curated record. NCBI's taxonomy places the organism in Eukaryota, Metazoa, Echinodermata, Echinoidea, Temnopleuroida, Toxopneustidae. Gene Ontology annotation, biological process: retrograde transport, endosome to Golgi; regulation of protein localization to plasma membrane; intracellular protein transport. Gene Ontology annotation, cellular component: SNARE complex; late endosome membrane; Golgi apparatus.